Molecule: messenger RNA, 1843 nt
Organism: Eurytemora carolleeae
Lineage: Eukaryota; Metazoa; Arthropoda; Copepoda; Calanoida; Temoridae
Exons: 20
Coding region: 149-1660 (503 amino acids)
Source: RefSeq, a predicted model, not a curated record
GAUAGGUAAAUAUAUGCCUAUUGGUGUGUACUCGAUACCUCAUAUACAAGUGGCAGCAUGAAUACACCUUAGCAUAAACAUUAGCAAUAAUAUUAAUAAUAAUAAUAACAGAAAACAAAAUAAUCAAAAAAAAAGAAAUAAUCUAAAAAUGGCGUCGUACAGAGAACUGGGUCCUACAGAACAAUAUCUGAACAAAUGCCAUUCUCAUGGAAACCAAAACAUAGUUGUAGCGCUAACUAUUCAUACAAGACAACCUCUGGACCUAGGUGUUGUCCAAGUUGGAUUACAAGAAUUACAACAUCAAAAUCCGCAACUUACGGCGAGAAUCCAAACAAUUGGAUCCAGACAAGUGUUCGCUCCCAUGGAAUGCCCAGUUCUGCCUCUUGAUACACAGUUUGCUUGUUCCGACUUUAUACAUGAACAAUUCAAUAUUGAGACAGGACCUCUCUGGCGGGUUCAGAUUGUAAGUCAGACAACCCUAGAGCUUGCAAGAAUAAAUUUUGGACCUGAGGUUGAAGCAAUAAUAGAAGACGACUCUAAUCUUGAAACAAGAUGGCGCUAUUUACUCAGAUAUAUGCAGGGGCAGCUCAAUAGAGAUAUUGAAAACUUCGGAGAAAGCGAAGAUGAGGAAGGAAGAAGUAUCGUCUUCAUUAGUUUUCAUCCUUCAAUUACAGAUGUUCCUGGAUCAUUAAAUCUUGCCAAACAAUUUAUGGAUAUUUUGGAAUUAAAGCUUCAAACUUCAGAUGAACCGCUGAGUUUAGGAGGAACAGGAGAGUUCCCUCCUUCUUUAGAAACCAUUCUUCCAUCAUCAGAUUCAGUUUUUCAUUUCACAGAUCUAGUUCCACUUGUGAAAGCUGUUGGAGGUCACUUCAUGAAUUUAAAGAGAAGUGCCUGUGAUAACCUACUAGUCGAUUCUGCAAGUGCCAAUGGUAAUGAACCUCGAAGUAAAUAUUUGCGAGGUUGGUUAACCGAGGCUGAAACAAGGGAGGUUGUUGGUAGAUGUGAAGAGGACGAGGUCACUCUGCAUGGCCUUGUUCUAGCCGCAGCACUCACUGCCAUGGCGAGGAUGUGUACAGUUCAAGGGGAGGCAGUAAGAGCGCUUCGCGCCUGCAUAGCAACAAAUAUUAGACAAUACUGUACCCAGGCACCUAGAACCGGUUUAUAUUCUUCAGUGUACGAGGAUUCAUUCCAAAUCCCAUCCCAGCUCAGCCAACCAAAGCUAGCGGUUACGUCACAGGAGCUGUGGUGUUUUGCCCAACUGCUUACAACAGCCCAUAACACAGCAAAGGCCAACAAAAUGGCUUUAAGGCAUGUAAGAAUGGUCGGCAGAACCAUAGCAUCUGGCAGCCUGGACAAUACUUUUAAGGAAAUGGAAGAUAUUCGGAAAGUCGAAGCGGAGAUGCAUCUCAAUAUUCUCGGAGAUAUAGGCCACAUUUUUAGAGAAGAAAACAACGAGAAACAUCAAGUGCUGCUGGAGGAUGUUGGUGUGAUGGUUUCCGGUCAGAACAUGGGGUACCCCCUCUCACACACAGCUCAUAUAUUCAGAAACAGGUUGAAUUAUAUGAUGACCUACUAUACUAACUAUUUGGAGACAUCAACAGCCUUACUACUUAGAGAUGAGACUAUAAACCUACUCCGACUAGCAUCUGAACAAGAGUAGGUUUUAAAUCAUACAUCAACCGCCCUACUAAGUUGGUUUAGCUUUCUGCAAAAACACGUAUCCCUGAAAAGUGGAUAUUUAAGAAGAAACAUUUAUGUUUUACUUUACAUUAAAGGAGCAGAAAAUAUUUUAAAUAAUCUAGAACUAGUUUUAGAUAUAUUUUAAAUAAUCUAGAACUAGUUU